UUUAGUUUGGUAAAUUAGGAAGGCAAUUUUGAACGUCCACCAUUACAGGACAGCCCGUGCUAUAUAUAGCUCUCUUUACUCAUACCCCCCUUUCAACACCCUCCGACCAACCUCCUCUCCGGAUUCACAAUCCAAUUUUUUCUCUCUUUUUCCCCCAGAAAAACACAAAACAAAACAACACCCACCAACUCAUUCCCCUGCAAAUACCCUUCUCAAUCUCCACCAUUCUUCCCUCUUUCCACGGAUAUUCAUCCCAAAUUUUUGCCUCUUCUUUCAAUGGAUCAUCAUCAGCUACCUAAUAGCUGCUGGGUUUGAAAGUGAUUCAGGAUCGGAUUUGUGUUUCAAUCUGUUUGGGAAAAGGAGAAAAGGAAAUUUUGUUUCGAGUUUGUGUUGAUUUUGUGGUGGUGAUGGAACAGAAGCACAUUUUUCUGUCUGCUUUGGGUGUUGGUGUCGGGGUGGGCCUUGGAUUAAGCUCUGGACAAGCUGUUGGAAAAUGGGUUGGAGUGAAUGCCUCUUCUGAGGUGAUUACAGGACAAAAGAUUGAACAGGAGCUCACCAGGCAGCUGCUUGAUGGCAAAAACAGCAAUGUCACCUGUGAUGAGUUUCCUUAUUAUCUAAGCGAGAGGACGCGGGUGCUUUUGAUGAGUGCUGCAUAUGUUCAUUUGAAGCACUGCGACAUCUCGAGGCACACCAGAAACCUUUCACCAGCAAGUCGAGCUAUUUUGCUUUCAGGACCAACAGAACUUUACCAGCAGAUGCUUGCCAAGGCUCUCGCGCAUCACUUCGAGUCAAAGUUGCUGUUGUUAGACGUUUCCGACUUUUCACUGAAGAUGCAGAGCAAAUAUGGCUGUCCCAAGAAAGAAUCUUCAUUUAAGAGGUCCAUUUCCGAGGUGACAUUGGAGCGAAUGUCGAGCAUUUGGGAUUCCUUCUCGAUUCUUCCGACAAGUGGGAAUACCUGUGGAAACCUAAGAAGGCAAAGCAGUACGACCGACAUUCCAUCGAGAUGUGCCGAGGGCUCGUCCAAUCCUCCAAAACUUCGGAGAAACGCUUCUGCUGCAUCUGAUAUUAGUAGUAUCUCAUCAAACUAUGCUUCAACAAACCCAGCUUCUGUCAAGCGCACAAAUGGUUGGUGUUUUGAUGAGAAACUUUUUCUUCAGUCACUUUAUAAGGUCUUGAUGUCGGUAUCAGAAACGAGUUCCAUAAUUUUGUAUCUGAGAGAUGUUGAGAGACUUCUUCUUCAGUCACCAAGGAUGUACAAUCUGUUCCAUAGAUUUCUGAACAAGCUCUCGGGAUCUAUUUUAGUACUCGGUUCCCGAUUAGUCGAUGUCGAAAAUGAUUGCGGAGAUGUUGACAACAGAUUGACGAGUUUAUUCCGGUAUAGUGUUGAGAUUCGGCCCCCUGAAGAUGAGAACCAUCUUGUCAGCUGGAAAUCUCAAUUGGCAGAAGACAUGAAGAUGAUUCAGUUCCAAGAUAAUAAAAACCACAUUGCUGAAGUACUUGCUGCAAAUGAUCUUGAAUGCGAUGAUCUUGGUUCAAUUUGCCAUGCAGACACCAUGGUUCUCAGUAAUUAUAUUGAAGAAAUCGUCGUGUCGGCGAUAUCCUAUCAUUUGAUGAACAACAGGGAUCCAGAAUACCGAAACGGAAAACUUUUGAUAUCUUCCAAGAGUAUAUCCCAUGGAUUGAGUAUAUUCCAGGAAGGAAAUAAUGAAGGAAAAGACACUCUAAAGCUAGAGACGAACGCAGAAUCAUCUAAGGUAGCCCAGAGGGACGAGGCGAUUGGGGCAAAGACGGAAUCGAAAUCUGAAAACCCAGCUGCAGAAAACAGAAAUGAGGCAGAGAAAUCUGUUCCUAUAGUGAAAAAAGAUGUUGAAAAUGUACCUCCACAAAAAGCACCUGAAAUUCCUCCCGACAACGAAUUUGAAAAGCGUAUAAGACCCGAGGUUAUCCCUGCAAAUGAAAUUGGGGUGACAUUUGAAGACAUUGGUUCUAUGAAUGAGAUCAAAGAGUCCUUACAGGAACUAGUUAUGCUUCCUCUUCGUCGACCAGACCUCUUUAAAGGAGGUCUUCUUAAACCGUGUCGGGGCAUUCUACUUUUCGGCCCUCCUGGAACGGGUAAAACAAUGCUAGCAAAGGCCAUUGCUAAUGAAGCUGGAGCAAGUUUCAUCAAUGUUUCAAUGUCCACAAUCACUUCUAAAUGGUUUGGGGAAGAUGAAAAGAACGUCCGAGCAUUGUUCACGCUUGCAGCAAAAGUCUCACCUACGAUUAUUUUUGUUGAUGAAGUUGAUAGCAUGCUUGGCCAACGGACUAGAGUGGGAGAGCACGAGGCCAUGCGGAAGAUUAAGAAUGAAUUCAUGUCACACUGGGAUGGACUCCUGACUAGGAAUGAUGAACGAAUACUAGUUCUUGCUGCAACCAACAGGCCAUUUGACCUCGAUGAAGCAAUCAUUAGGCGAUUCGAGCGCAGAAUUAUGGUUGGUCUUCCGUCCGUGGAGAGCAGGGAAAUGAUCAUGAGAACUCUUCUAUCAAAGGAGAAGGCUGAAGAUCUUGAUUUCAAGGAGCUUGCAACUAUGACAGAAGGAUACAGUGGAAGUGAUCUCAAGAAUUUGUGUGUGACCGCAGCUUAUCGGCCUGUUCGGGAGCUCUUGCAACAAGAGAGAUUGAAGGAUUUGGAAAAGAAGCAGAGUGAGAUGAAGGAGAAGGAGAAGGAGACGAAAAAUGAGAUCGAGAUCGAGAAGGAGACCAAAAAUGAUUUGGAAAACACUACAGUUACGAAUGAGGCAGGAAAAGAGGAACAAGUCAUCAUUCUGAGGCCUUUAAAUAUGGAUGAUAUGAGGCAGGCCAAAAAUCAGGUUGCUGCAAGUUUUGCUUCUGAGGGAUCAGUUAUGAAUGAGUUGAAGCAAUGGAAUGAUUUGUAUGGAGAGGGAGGUUCGAGAAAAAAGCAACAGCUUACAUACUUCCUAUAGAAUGUAGAACCCAAGCUUCUUAUCUAAACACGUAAUAGCGAACCGGUAUGAACGAUCGUGGAAAAACGAGAUGUUUUUCAGGUGCAAAGUCAUAAAAUCUGGGGAACUCGAAGUCGAUCUUGCAAUGAGGCAACCUAUGCAGGACAAGGUGAUCCCCAAUUACGCGGUAUCGUUCCAAUGGUUUCUGUCAUUUGUUUCUUAGUCAUAUGGUUAAGGAAUGAGGUAAUGAACGAAUUGUUAGGCCAAUGUUCAAACCGGUUACAUCGUAUCGUUCGAUGUUUUCGAGUCUUUGGCGUUGGGAAUGUAUGAUGUAUUACGAAAAUGUGGAAAAGAUAGAUAUGUUUGGAAUCAUGAGGAACAUACCAUAGGAUUUAUACAUCAUUUAUGUGAUUUUUGUGCAUUCAAACUAAUAAGAUUGUAGAGUUUGUACAAUAAAUUUUACUUCAGCUGCCUUUUAGAGA
This is a messenger RNA of Cucurbita maxima (winter squash), 3424 nucleotides long. RefSeq lists its product as uncharacterized. NCBI's taxonomy places the organism in Eukaryota, Viridiplantae, Streptophyta, Magnoliopsida, Cucurbitales, Cucurbitaceae. Gene Ontology annotation, molecular function: ATP binding; ATP hydrolysis activity. Gene Ontology annotation, cellular component: mitochondrial outer membrane. The record is from RefSeq and is a predicted model, not a curated record. The transcript is spliced from 16 exons. Bases 408 to 2963 code for a protein of 851 amino acids.